AUGGCUAAAGUGGGCAACGGCUUGGAUCAGCAUGGCUCGAGCUCGAACGAGGAUCAAGCCACUUACUCGCUGCGAACAGUGGGCAACGGCUUGGAUCAGCAUGGCUCGAGCUCGAACGAGGAUCAAGACACUCACAGUCUGCGAACAGUAUGGAAUGGCUUGGAUCAGCAUGGCUCGAGCUCGAACGAGGAUCAAGACACUCACAGUCUGCAAACAGUGGGCAAUGGCUUGGAUCAGCAUGGCUCGAGCUCGAACGAGGAUCAAGACACUCACUCGCUGCGAACAGUGGGUAAUGGCUUGAAUCAGCAUGGCUCGAGCUCGAACGAGGAUCAAGACACUCACAACCUGCGAACAGUGGGCAACGGCUUGGAUCAGCAUGGCUCGAGCUCGAACGAGGAUCACAACACUCACAAGCUGCGAACAGUGAGCAACGGCUUGGAUCAGCAUGGCUCGAGCUCGAACGAGGAUCAAGACACUCACAGUCUGCGAACAGUGUGGAAUGGCUUGGAUCAGCAUGGCUUGAGCUCGAACGAGGAUCAAGACACUCACUCGCUGCGAACAGUGUGCAAUGGCUUGUAUCAGCAUGGCUCGAGCUCGAACGAGGAUCAAGACACUCACAGGCUGCGAACAGUGCGCAAUGGCUUGGAUCAGCAUGGCUCGAGCUCGAACGAGGAUCAAGACACUCACGUACUGCCAACAGUGCACAAUGGCUUGGAUCAGCAUGGCUCGAGCUCGAACGAGGAUCAAGACACUCACGUACUGCGGGCAGUGCGCAAAGGCUUGGAUCAGCAUGGCUCGAGCUCGAACGAGGAUCAAGACACUCACAAACUGCGAGCAGUGGGCAAAGGCUUUGAUCAGCAUGGCUCGAGCUCGAACGAGGAUCAAGACACUCACAGGCUGCGAACAGCGUGGAAUGGCUUGUGUCAGCAUGGCUCGAGCUCGAACGAGGAUCAAGACACUCACAGUCUGCGAACAGUGUGCAAUGGCUUGGAUCAGCAUGGCUCGAGCUCGAACGAGGAUCAAGACACUCACGUACUGCGAACAGUGUGCAAUGGCUUGGAUCAGCAUGGCUCGAGCUCGAACGAGGAUCAAGACACUCACUUCCUGCGAGCAGUGGGCAAUGGCUUGGAUCAGCAUCGCUCGAGCUCGAACGAGGAUCAACAGACGUACUACCUGCAAGCAAACGCCCAACAUGAAUGA
Suillus clintonianus is the source of this 1200-nucleotide messenger RNA. RefSeq lists its product as uncharacterized. The transcript has 2 exons. Lineage: Eukaryota; Fungi; Basidiomycota; Agaricomycetes; Boletales; Suillaceae. The coding region runs from base 1 to 1200 and encodes 399 amino acids. The record is from RefSeq and is a predicted model, not a curated record.